AUGAGCUCCAGCCAGACAGGGGCCUGCCCGUGCCAGGGUUCUGCCAGCCGCCCAGCCAUCCUGUAUGCACUCCUGAGCCCCAGACUUAGGGCCAGGCCCUCUGUCCCCCCACCUCGCAGCCACUGCCUGUGCCGGCAACACAGGCCCGUCCGCCUGAGUACUCCCCACCGUACCUGCCAGGAGGCCCUAGAUGUCCUGGCCAAGACAAUGGCCUUCCUCAGGAACCUGCCAUCCUUCUGCCAGCUGCCCCCCCAGGAUCAGCGGUGGCUGCUGCGGGACUGCUGGGGCUCCCUCUUCCUGCUUGGGUUGGUCCAAGACACUGUGACCUUCGAGGUGGCAGAGGUCCCAGCGCCCAGCAUACUCAAGAAGAUUCUGCUGGAGGAGCCAGGUGGCAGUGGCGGCAGUAGUCAGCUGCAGGACAGGCCCCAGCCCUCGCUGGCUGCAGUGCAGUGGCUUCAGUGCUGCCUGGAGUCCUUCUGCAAUCUGGAGCUGGGUCCCAAAGAGUAUGCCUUCCUGAAAGGGACCAUCCUCUUCAACCCUGACGUUCCAGGCCUCUGCGCCUCCUCUCAUAUUGGGUACCUACAGAAGGAGGCUCACCAGGCGUUGUGUGAGGUGCUGGAGCCCUGGUGGCCAACAGGUCAAGAUCGACUGGCCCACAUUCUCCUCAUGGCCUCCACCCUGAGGUCCAUUCCGCCUGACCUGCUUGUGGACCUCUUCUUCCGCCCUAUCAUUGGAGACGUCGACAUCACUGCCUUCCUUGAGGACAUGCUUGUGCUGAACUGA
Elephantulus edwardii (Cape elephant shrew) is the source of this 783-nucleotide messenger RNA. It is a transcript of the gene NR0B2, whose product is annotated as nuclear receptor subfamily 0, group B, member 2. The record is from RefSeq and is a predicted model, not a curated record. The transcript is spliced from 2 exons. Gene Ontology annotation, biological process: negative regulation of transcription by RNA polymerase II; circadian rhythm. Gene Ontology annotation, cellular component: nucleus; cytoplasm. NCBI's taxonomy places the organism in Eukaryota, Metazoa, Chordata, Mammalia, Macroscelidea, Macroscelididae. The coding region runs from base 1 to 783 and encodes 260 amino acids. Gene Ontology annotation, molecular function: transcription factor binding; transcription corepressor activity.